Messenger RNA from Brachypodium distachyon (stiff brome), 9930 nucleotides. RefSeq lists its product as uncharacterized. The coding region runs from base 180 to 9677 and encodes 3165 amino acids. The record is from RefSeq and is a predicted model, not a curated record. NCBI's taxonomy places the organism in Eukaryota, Viridiplantae, Streptophyta, Magnoliopsida, Poales, Poaceae. The transcript has 36 exons. Gene Ontology annotation, biological process: protein retention in Golgi apparatus; protein targeting to vacuole. Gene Ontology annotation, cellular component: extrinsic component of membrane.
AGCAUCGUCGUCCCCCGCUCCCCAAACCCCAACCGCUCGAAUCCGGACUCCAUCUCCCUCCCUUCCCUCCCCGCCCAGUCGCCAAACCCCGGUUGGACACCUCCUCCCAAGCCUCCAUCCGCUUCCUUCAAAAUCCCCACCCAUGGCGCCCUGAACCGAACCGCACCAAGGCCCCACGCAUGGGUCUCGCGGAGGCGGCGCGCGCGCGGCUGCUGGCCGUGCUCCGGCCGUGGCUGGCGGCGGAACCGGGGGAGCUGCGGGUGGAGCUGGGCCCGCUCCGCUCCCGCGCCUUCGCGCGCGGGCUCGAGCUCGACGCCUCCGCACUCGCCGUGCCGGACUCCGUCCCCGCCAGGGUAGACCGAGUGGGCAUCGCAGAAGUCGAGCUCGCCGCCUCGCCCUGGGCAGCCCCAGCGCUCGCCGCCGUCGUGCGAGGCGUCGAAGUCUCCCUCACCCUCAGGGAGCCCGCGCCUCGGAAGCGGUGGCCAGACAUCAGUGAAUGGGUCUCCAAGGAGAAGAAGAGAGUGAUCACAUCCAUGGAUCCUCAGGGUGAAAUGUUGCAUGAGAUGAUUGAAGCGCUAGUCAGCUCCCUGGAAGACAAGUUUACCUCAGUAUUUUCCACUGCACUUCUAAACUGUAGUCAGGUGCGGCUUCAUGAUGUCACAAUACAAGUUCGAUAUCUCGAUGACUCCCAUGUUUUGAUAUUAAGGGCAACCGACUUACUGUGUGGUCCUGAGCUUGUCUCUCGCAGUACUCUAUUCAGAGGAUUAUUUGGGUCUUCUAUAUCAUAUAGAAAGAAGAAUCGCCUUCUUAUUAAAUGUGAUGAUUUUGAGUUUAUGUUGAAGGAGAAUGAUCGUACAGAUUGCAGUGCAUCUUUUACUGGCCUAUCUGCUUGUGUUAAACUGGACUAUCUCCAACUUGCUGCUUUUAGCAUUCAUGUUCCUGAUGCACGCUGGAAAAUUUCACCAAAAGUUAUUCCUUCACUGAUGGUAAUAUUGGAUAUUACAAGCCAAAAGGAAGACUACAGGGUUAGGAGUGGUAGAGAGCUUUGGAAAAUUGCUGUGCGGAAGCUUGACAGCUCAGUAGUACGCCACAGAUUUUCUUUAAACAAGGCAUUAAGCUGUGCUACUUUCUGGCGGCGCUAUGUUCAUGCUUAUGUAUUGCUGUUAUCAUUAGUUGGAUAUCCCUCUGACAAGGUUAUAAUGAAGAAUUGCAGUAGGGUGUCAAGGAACAGGAAAUUCUUGGGAGCUAUCAGAUAUCAUUGGAAAAAUGUUAUUGAGUUGGAGGAGAAUGUUCCUGUAGAAGCUAUUGCUAGAGCACGGCGUGCUGCACGUUCAAAGCUUACCAUGUCACAGCAGCACAGUAAGCAAGAGUCAUCAAAAUCACUUCUGUUCUGUUCUAUCAUGAAAGUUCUCUCUCCUUUUUUAUGUUUAUGGAGGUUUCUUGUAUCCAUAUUCUGGUCAAUGUGGAGAAGUGUGGGCUCGGGAAACCAAGGAUUUAGAUCUGGUGCACAUGUUUUUCCUGUUUUUUCUCAUGAAUCAGACAUGGAUUUUGAGCUCAGUAUCCACCUUGAGGAACUCUCCAUAACCUUGUUACCUAUUGCUGAUUAUUUCACUGGUACAAAAAGGUUAAACAGAGGAAACAAGACUUGUCCCAUUGAUUUACCUUUGGCACAUGUUGUAAUGAAAACAUCAUGCUUACUUUACUCAGCUGGUUGCACCACACAAUCGUUGUUUUUCGUAGUUGGGGAACUGAAGACUUUACUUUCUGCUGUCCCAAAGCUGUCACAAGUGGAUAAUAGUAACACUCCUACAAGGAAUUCAUCUUUUGGAACACCUGAGUUUGCUGAAGAUCCCGAUUCAAAGAUGGUCCUUUGGACUGACUCUGCUAGUAUGCGCCCAUUUUCCGGAAAACAAUCUGAUGAAUUUUCUCACAGUGAUGAUUCGUCCGCUGCCCUUAUUCAAAGCUGCAUGGAGGACCUGUGGGCAGAAUGGAUGGUAAUUAGCACUUCAUACAAUGAAUCUGGUGUGUCGCAUAAUGAAAUGCCUUGUGUUAUUUUUGGAUUUAAAUCAUGUGUCGUUGAUCCAUACAAAACCACAAGUGGUUUUCAGCAAUGUAUAUUUACAGUUGGGAGAUUAAACCUUGAUUUGGAUUAUGUGUGUGCUGCGUCAACGUAUAUGUUGUAUACACAGUUCACUCACUACAAACAGCUGAAAGAGCCAAUCGAAUGUUUUUCAGACCUUUCAAACAGUGGUGGUGCCUGUGUAACACCUACAAGUGGAGUUGUUGAUAAAUUGAGGUCAUUCACUCAGAGAAUAAAGAUCGUGUUGUCUGAUGCCAUUCCAGAAAAUACCCUUAAGGUUGCAGUACUGGUUGCUGGUCCAAGUAUCCAGUUAAACUUUGAUAACAAUAAUUUGUUGCAAAAUAGCAAAAAGAUGUAUGUGCCCCUGUUUUCUCAGAUGAAUAACAAGGCCAGCAUAGUUCUCAGUCUGGCGUAUGUGGAAUGUGCUAUGUGGCCAACAUCUCUAUCUACUCCCCUGAGAUCUAAUUCACAUGUCAAAGAACCACAUAAUAUGUUUGGUAUGAAGGAGGUGCAAGAACCUCCUUAUCUCGCAACAGAAAGUAGUGCAAAACAUGUUUAUCCAGGAAAUAUUGUGUCGGAUGCUUGCUUCAAAUUUGCUGGUUUAACCCUUCUCAUAGAUAAUUUAGAGGCCAAUCAGAAGUGUAACAUUUUUGGACCCUUGUCUGCCAAUUUCCAGCUGUCAAUGAGCAGGAAGUAUGUGCAUUCCUUCUUUGUAAGCAGAAAUAUUCUGUCAUUGAACUUAGGAGGAGCAAUUGUUGGCUGUAAAGCUUUGGUCUACAUGGAUGAAUUGUUCACUGUUUGCCAGCUCAUCGAAAGCAUGCCUUUGGUGGCAUUGAAUUCUGACUUGGCACAAUUUAAGUAUUCCCAAGAUUUUAUUGGAAGGCUAGCAUCGUUUUGCAACAGAAGUGUGAAGGGGAGCACAACAGAUCUUGGUGUCGAUCAUAUUUUGCAGGAAGAAUCAAUCGACUCUCACACAGAACUCAUGGUUGAAUUGGAUCUUGAGUUGGAAUCAACAUACAUAAUCUUCAGUACUUCACGGGGUGGACUUGUCCCAAAUCCUGCUCUGUUUGUCAACAGUACCAUAAGCUACAUUACCAUCUCACCUAUAUUCGAGGGCAUAGCAGCACAGGAAUUGCUUGACAUGUUAACUUUGGGUGUUGGGUUUUGCAUCAGAAGUUCUUCUUUGAAAUUUCUGCUUGGUGGACCAUGUGCAGGCAUCCUUGUUAAUUUCAGUGGAAUUCAGUCUGUGGUUUGUGAGAACCAAGUUGAAUACUCAACCAUGCUUAGUAGUUUACCAUAUAACAAGAACCAGUUCAUUAUAACGGAAUUCAUCUUUCAUCUGCGUGUUGGCCCCACUAAAGACAGCUUGACCAAUGAAAAAGUGCAAGCUGAAUCUAGAAGUGGCCACGCUUCUGCUUCUUUGGGAAUUUGGUAUUCUAUUGAAACUGAAUUAACAGAGGUCUAUAUUGGAGACUACAGAAUUCACAAUUAUUUAAAUGAAGUCAAUCAACCCCGUAAACAGAAAAUAUCUCUGUUGAUCCAUGAUAACCAGAUUUUUAAAUGCAAAAUCCAGGGUGGCUUUAUCUUUUUGGAAACACUGUUCCUAGCUAAGUUACUUUUAGGUUGUAAAAUUUACUCGUGGCUGCUUAUGGAAAUCCCAUUGUGGACAACUACAGACUUAGCCAAAGAUUCAGUAACUUCAGCCUCUGCACGAAGUGAUCCUAAUGUGAACACAUAUACAGAGAGGGACGUUUCACCUCUGUCUCUAGGUGUUCAUUCACAAACUGAGGAAUCCCAAUUGAAUGUUGUCAAAUAUCUAGAUGUCGAUUUAUCAAGAUUUUCUCUGACUCUUGCAAUUGCGGAUGAAUCCGAUUCAUAUCAGGGAUUAACUCUUGAAGUUGAUGCGGGUCUUCAGCUAUUGAAUUUUGGCACGAAGAUUUCGUUUGAAGUUAAGCGCCUUUCGAUCUCCACCAUUAGUAGUAUGCACAAGCAUGCUCAUGAACAAUUAAGAGAUGUACCGGAACCCCGUUUUCGGUCCAGCAAGUCUGUUGCUCUUCCAUCUCAGCCUGAAAUUCAAGAAUAUCUUCCAUUUAUAGAAGCAGACAACGUGCUUACCCAUGAUCAUGAUGCUCCUUCAACUUCAACUUCUGUAGUGGAAAGUUCAACAGGAAGCAAAUCACUAGAGUUUUCUUCACAUAAGAGUUAUAUUCUCAGCCAUUUCUCUACUUCUCUUAAGAUUGAGAGAAAAAAAUUGGAUGGAGAUUCUACCUUGAUUUGUUUAAAUGGUGAUUGGUUUGGAAAGGGUGUUGUUUCUGGUUUGGAGGUGGUAAUGUCGUUAUCAAGCAUUGAGAUGAUCACGUCAUUACUUGCUCCAUUUCAUGGAAUGCUGGGUUCUGCCUCAACUAAGAAGGAAAUACAUGUUGGUGACACUGCUCAACGAGAACAGACGGAAAGUGUAGAUUAUACUAUACCUGAUGGAGCAAUCGUGGCUAUACAGGAUCUUGAUCAACAUAUGUUUGUAUCAGUCAAAAACACUGGAAUGAAUUAUCAAGUGGUUGGUGCAUACCAUUAUUCCCUUGCCGGUGAACACGCUUUAUUUAAGGUGAAACACCAUAAGAGAUGGAGGUCAGACACACCAUAUAUUUCUCUUUUAUCUUUACAUGCAAAAAAUGAUGAAGGAAAAGAAUUGGCCCUUAGUUUCUCUCAAGGAUCAGAUUUGGUUGAAAUUUCUUCAUUUGUUGACAAGCCUUGUUCACUUUGGAGCAUCUAUCCUCUCGGGUUUGAUAGUUUUGAUGAUGACGAUGAUGACAAUAAAUCUUGCAAGGUUGUUUCAAGUAGUUCUUACCAUCUUGUCAACAAGAAAAACAAUUAUGGCAUUGCAUUUGUUGAUGGCUUGCUGGAGUUUGUGAAAAAGCCAGGAAAUCCAUUUAAAUUGAAGGUUUUGGACGAAUCUCUAUUCUCUGAUGUUGCAAGGCUUGGUAUUCCCAAUAUGAACUUGAACAGUAACUCAUACUUAGACGUGGAAGAUGAGUUGCCUUCUGCUAUGAGGGAUAGGUUGGAAACUGGUGCAAGUUCACAACAUGUAACCAUCAGUAUUGAUAAGAUUGUUUUUAUCAUCACCCAUGAAGUGUUUGAUACUGGUAAUAUUUUUCCACUUGUCCAAAACUGCAUAAGUGAUAUCCGUGUCGUCACACAAAUAUAUCCAUCCAAGAUAAGAAUUCUAAGUUCAUUCAAAGUCUCAGGGCAGUACUUCGAUUCACGAAGAAAUCUAUGGGAGGACCUUAUCUCACCUAUCACUUCCUAUGUGUUCCUUCGGUUUAGAUUUUUCAAUCAAGACCCAGUUACUAGGUGCAGCAGAACACCACUCCGUUUCUUCUUUCAUUUAAAGCAGGUGGAUAUAUUUAUUAAUGAGCUUUCAGUUGACAUCCUGCUUUAUUUGGCUGGGAAGUUAGACUUGAUGGGUCCAUAUGCUGUGAGAAGCUCAGCUAUUUUUCCUAAUUGCUGCAAGAUAGAGAACAACUCAAGGCUGACACUUGUAUGCCAUUUUCAAAAUAAUGGGGAUGCAAUAGUUCCUGGACGGCAGUCAACUUCAGUUUUCUUGAGGCAUUUAAUAUUUGAUGAUGAUCGCCCACAUGAAGAAAGUUUGGUUUCUAUUUCUUUACUCAAGGAAGGGGCAUUUUCAACUGCUCCAAUUAGUAUCUCUCUCCAAGAGUCUGGCAUCUUUGCAUGGAGAACCCUUGCAUCAUCUCUCAAAGGUUCAAGAAGCUUCUCUGGACCAUUUGUUGUGGUUAAGGUGUCCCAGGAUUCUGUGGAAGGUUUAUCUCUUUCAGUUCAACCUUUGUUGAGGAUAUGUAAUAAGAGUGACUUUCCCCUGGAACUUCGGUUUCAGAGGCCAAACAAAGCUAAUGAAGAAGCAGCAUUUGUCACAGUUAGAAGUGGAGACAUGGUUGAUGAAUCUACUGGAGUAUUUGACGCUAUGGAUUUAUCUGGAGGAUCCAAAAGAGCAUUGAUGUCUCUAGCUCUUGGAAAAUUCAUGCUGUCAAUUAGACCUGAGAUCUCUGAACAUUUGAAAAAUUUGGGCCAUGUAAUUCUGGUGAAAUGGUCAGAAGACAUAGCCGGUGAAAAAACUGUUCGCAUAUCUGGUGUUAUGGAAAAACUUAAUUAUAACCUACGAAAAGCCUUGAGUAUUGAUUCCGUGAAGUCUUCUUUCAGCUCUUUGAGUUGCCCUGUUUCUGUUGAUGGCCAGAAUGUAACAGAUCUUCAUUUUUUAAUUCAUACUCUGGGUAGAGAUGUGCCUUUACAGCCUACAAAUGGUACCCAUGUCUCUGGCAGGAGUGCACCAGUGGCAUUACAGUUCCAGAGAGAAAUUUUCAUAUACCCGACUGUUCAAGUCUAUAAUUUCUUGCAGACAGACAUACAUGUGCUUCUGACCGACUGUCAGCCGGAGAAUAUCAGGGAAGAUAACUUUGGCCUCAUCGGAAAGCAGGCAACUAUUUCAAGUGGUUCAAACGCUUAUUUCUAUGUGAAUCCUUCCAUGUUUAACUUUUCAGUCACACUAAUUUCAUAUGGUUCAAAGUCUAAGGCUGCUAAUAGUGGUGAUUGGGUUAAGAGAAUGCAAAAGCAGACAGAUCGAGCUCAAUUCCUUGACUUGGAGCUAGAAUUUAUUCCUGGGAAAUUUCAUUCUUCUUUAAGAUUAUUACGCCAGGAGAAAGGCUUAUUGGAGGUUGCUCUGUUCACUAGAUAUACACUACAAAAUGCCAGUGACUACCCCUUACUGUGCACAUCUUCCCAUAAAAAAUCGCUACCUGUGUCUGAAUUUGGAAAAGACAAUAUUAUUCUACCUCAGAAUGGUUGUGUUUUGCCCUCGAUGUCAAUGAGCUCCUGGUUUACAAAGUCAAGUAAACUGCGAAUAAGCCUACAUGAUAAGGAAGGAUCGGAGGCUUUUAUUGAUCUGGAAGCAUUAUCUGGCUUCACCGAAUUUUUUCUGGAGAUCCACGAUAAUGUAUUGCCUCAUCGGAUAGCAGCUUUUGGCAUGUGUUUACAACCUGUUAAUUAUGGUUUGCCCGUGUCAUCACAAGUUGUAUUAAUCGUUCCGAGAUAUGUUAUUUCAAAUGAGUCUGUUACUGCGGUUGCUGUUCGCCAAUGUUUUGUUCAGGAUGACAUAGAUGGAUUGACAAUUGAAGCUAAACAGAGGGCUACCUUGCAGACAUGGAAACCUGGAAAAAAGAGAGAAGUAAACUACUUUGAUAUGUUUGUUAAGAAGCACAGAAGUGUAUCUGAGGAUUCACACAUUUUUAUCCAGUUUUGUCCAAAAGAAACUGGAUAUAGUUGGUCCGGACCAAUUUGUGUUUCGUCGAUUGGCCUUUUCUUCGUGAAGUUUAGAAGAUCAGAAGGCAUGUUAACAGAUGGGAUUAAAAAAGACACUUUACAAGAUGGGAAGCUGAAACAGUUUGCUUCUGUUGAUGUUGUUCAAGAGAGUACUUCUUUUGUUCUACAUUUCACUAAGCCACCAGAGGUUACACUACCAUAUCGGGUAGAGAAUUUCUUGAAUGAAACAUCUAUCAUGUAUUUUCAGAAGGAUUCAGAUGAAUCAGAUGUAUUACGCCCUCAAGAGUCGGAACAGUAUGCAUGGGAUGACUUAAGUUUACCACGCAAGUUGGUUGUGCGAAUUGUUGAUACACCAGCGUUGCGUGAGAUUAAAAUUGACAAAAUCAGUCCAUGGAAGCCAUUCUUGAAAAUGCGUCAAAAUAGCAGGCUCAAUCUGGAUUUCUCAUUCAGUAAUGGACUCAGUUCAGGAAAACAAGGAUUUGAUGAUUCAUUUGGACUGAGGGUAUUUAAGAUUGGUUAUGAAGUAUAUGCUGAUGGUUUAACAAGAGUUCUAAGGAUAUGUGAAAAUGCAGAGAAUCCCAAAGCUGAGAAAAUUAAACGACCUAUAGCUCAUGCACAGUUCAGAAUUUAUUAUAUGUGUUUUCACGUUCUUGAUAAGAAUCAGAGCGACGAAAAGCUCCAAUCACUCUCUACAAUCUUAACGGCAAGAUUUCAGCAUGUAUCUGCUGAUUCACUUAUCACAGAUAGAUACAAGCAUAUCACUGUUGCAAUUUAUUCAGUAAAUAUAGAUGAGAAAUGGGAAGGAGCUUCGUUUGGGUCGGUUCUCAGGAGAAACCAGCUUCAGGGUGAUACUCUCAGUGAAAAUAUUUUCCGGGUGACCUUUGUACUAAAUCCAACCAAUUCCAAUGUCAAACAAGUCCAUUACUGUUCCAUAAUUCUACAGCCUAUUGAUCUGAAGGUUGAUGAAGGAACAUUAAUGAAGCUUGUACCAUUUUGGAGAACAUCCCUUGCUCCUACUGGUACACCGAGUACACAGUUUUAUUUUAGACAGUUUGAAGUACAUCCAAUUAAGAUCAUCGCAAGCUUUCGUCCAGGAAGUCCACACACAUCUUACAGUUCUGCUCAAGAGGCACUGAGAGCAUUAUUGCAUAGUGUUAUAAAGGUGCCUGAGAUAAGCAACUCAGCUGUGGAGCUCAACGGUGUUCUCCUAAAUCAUGCUCUGGUUACAUUCCGCGAGCUAUUUCUAAAAUGUGCCCAGCAUUAUUCAUGGUACGCCCUGAGGGCAAUCUACAUAUCAAAGGGAAGCUUGUUGCUUCCUCCAUCUUUCGCCUCAAUUUUCGAUGACUCUGCUUCAUCUGUCCUUGAUGUUUUCUUUGAUCCUUCAGAUGGCUCACUGAACCUCCCUGGGCUUACCAUAGGAAUGUUUAAGUUUAUAAGCAAAAACAUGAAAUCGGGUGGCACAAAGCGGUACCUGGGCGAUCUUGGAAAAACUGUUAAAACUGCAAGUUCGAAUGCUCUCUUUGCUGCUGUCACAGAAAUUUCAGAUAGUGUUGUGAGAGGAGCAGAAACAGAUGGUUUAAAUGGCAUGGUUACUGGCUUCCACAAAGGCAUCUUGAGGUUGGCAAUGGAGCCAUCUGUGUUAGGACAGGCUAUAUUGGAGGGUGGUCCAGACAGAAAGAUCAAACUCGAUCAUAGUCCUGGACUUGAUGAGCUAUACAUUGAAGGGUACCUACAAGCCAUGCUGGAUGUCAUGUAUAAACAAGAGUACCUUCGUGUCAGGGUGAUUGAUGAUCAGGUUAUCCUAAAAAAUCUACCACCGAAUAGCGCUCUCAUAAAUGAAAUUGUGGAAAAUGUGAAAAGCUUUCUUGUGAGCAAGGCAUUGUUGAAAGGAGAUGCUUCUACUGUCCGGCAUUUGCGCCAUCUGCGAAAUGAGCCUGAGUGGAGGAUUGCGCCGACGGUGCUCACCCUGUGCGAGCACCUAUUUGUGAGCUUCGCAGUGCGUGUGCUACACCGGGAAGCCACCAAGGCCAUCGCUGAGAUCACGUCCAAAGUGAGGCCGCCCACCGGAGGCGAAGACGGAGGCGAAUCCUCAUCCAGCGGAGGAGCCCUGGCAAAGCGGAGCAGGCUGUGGAAUGUCGGAAGGUUCGCGGCUUCCGGCGUCGUCGCCUACGUCGAUGGCCGGCUGUGCCGCCACAUACCGAACCCCAUCGCCAGGAGGAUCGUGAGCGGGUUCCUCCUGAGCUUCAUCGACAGAAGAGACAACGCAUAGGAAAGCAGGCUGAGCUUUGAUCUGAUGAUCACCACCUUUUGCAAAUAGACUAUGUGUGCUGGUCUAUACGAUCGCUAACCGCAUACCUGACUUUGUAUGGCAAAUUUAGACUUUAGACGCAGGUGUGAGCACAUCUUUGUGCACAAAACACCGGGACAAAUCAAUCCUCUAGGCUUAUGAAAAGGAGGUUGCAGAAUUUGCAGUCAAAUGUCUGAAUGACAUGUGGCCCUAAGACCCACACGUCAGCGUGGCA